Molecule: messenger RNA, 2164 nt
Organism: Benincasa hispida (wax gourd)
Lineage: Eukaryota; Viridiplantae; Streptophyta; Magnoliopsida; Cucurbitales; Cucurbitaceae
Product: F-box protein At5g46170-like
Molecular function (GO): protein binding
Source: RefSeq, a predicted model, not a curated record
AAAAAAAAAAAAAGGAACAAACUUUAGGGAAAGAAAAAGGCGAAAACAAGAAGAAGAUGGAGAAGAAGGCAACAGUGUCUCUCAUAAACACAGCUUUUCCUCUGUUUACGCUCAUUAUUCAACUCUCUUUCUCUCUCUCUUCCCUCAUUUUCAUGUGUCGUUCUCUUCUCUGAAAAGACAAACCCGUGGAUUUAUGAAUCUCUCUCUUCUUCCCUCUCACCCCUUCUUUCCCCAUCUCCCAAUUCCUUUCUCCUUCCCAAAAGAUUAGGGUUUUAAUUCCCUCUGUUUUCUCCUCAGAUCUGUUCUCCCUCUUUUUUAUAUACCCAUUUCCGUUUCCCCUGCAAAUCCCAUUUCUGUUUUCUACAUACCCUUUUGAUUUCAGCCUUACCCAUCUUCUCUUUUCCUCAAUUUCCGCCUUUCUCUCUGUUUUCCCCUUUAAUAAUGUCGUCUUUGCGCCUAGAUCUGACAUCUAAGAUCUACCCAGAACCUGAUUCUCUGUUUUCUCUUAAUUCCGCUUCCAUUUCCACCUCUUGUUGUAUCGACCACUUUGAUCGUCUUCCUGAUUCCCUUCUUCUUCUUAUUUUCAACAAGAUCGGUGACGUGAAGGCUCUUGGUCGAUGCUGUGUUGUUUCUCGAAGGUUUCAUUGUCUUGUGCCUCAAGUGGAAAACGUUGUUGUUCGUGUGGAUUGUGUUAUUUCCGAUGAUGAAUCGUCUUCUUCCUCUUCCUCCUCUGGUAAAUCUCGUGGCCCUUUUUUUAAUAUUUUUCGCUUUGUAUUUGGUGGCAUUGUUAAGCCCCUUCAAGCGUUGGGCCAGUUUUUGGGUCAGACACGACCGUCUUCCAGUUUGGCCUCCUCUUCUUCUUCUACCUCCUCUCUUGCGGUUGGAACCGAAGAGGAUGGUGAAAUUGAUCAAGGUGGGGUGACCCAUCAUUCCCCAACUCAAGUUCUCAAGAAUUUCAACGAGAUUCGAUUCCUCCGGAUCGAGCUUCCGAGUGGGGAAUUGGGUAUUGAUGAUGGGGUAUUGUUGAAAUGGCGAGCCGAUUUCGGAUCCACUUUGGAUAAUUGUGUGAUUUUGGGUGCUUCUUCGGUGAUUCACCCUGGUUCUAUUAAGCCUUCAAUUGCUCAAGAUAAUGGGACUGAUAUUGCUCAAGAUAAUGGGACUGAUGGGGGGUUUUGUAUUGGCAAUGGCGGUGCUAGCGAUGAUAACGGAAGUAUACCCGAAUCCUUUUAUACAAAUGGAGGUCUAAAAUUGAGAGUCGUAUGGACGAUUAGUUCGCUUAUUGCAGCUUCAGCGAGGCACUAUUUGCUGCAACCAAUAAUAGCAGAUCACAAGACUUUGGAUAGUUUGGUUCUUACUGAUGCGGAUGGACAAGGGGUGCUUUGUAUGAACAAAGAUCAACUUGAGGAGUUGAGAGUGAAGCCCCUGUCUGCUUCUUCGGCUUCUAAGAGAACUCUUGUACCAGCUCUGAAUAUGAGACUUUGGUAUGCCACACACUUAGAAUUGCCUAAUGGGUUGAUACUGAAGGGCGCUACACUAGUUGCUAUCCGCCCCAGUGAACAGUCUGCGGCGAAAAAGGAUGUUUCUGAUUGCUCUUGGGCUUCAACUGCUUUUGAAGAACCAUAUAGGACUGCUGCAAAGAUGUUGGUGAAGAGGAGAACGUACUGCCUUGAGAUGAACUCUUUCUAAAACCACAUUAGUAAUUCAAGGUAUGGAGAAGAACAAUGGUGCAAAAAGGGGGGGAGGAAAUUGCUUACCUUCAGAAAAUGAGAAUGAGGAAGAAAUUCUUAUUGAUUGAUGAGAUAUUUGGAAGACAAUGAAACCAACUUCUGACUGGAGUGGCACAAAAAGGGAGGAAAGAAAGAAAACUCAUUCGUUGUUGGCAUUAUUAUAAUACAAAUGGUUGACCGUUUUUGGUAAAGGUGAUAGUUGAAAAUGCAUCUGCUGGUUGUUUUUGUUACAGGCAUUUGCUAUUUGGAGUGCAGACAAACAGCUAGAAUGAUGUUGUAAAAGCUUUGAGUUUGUAGUCCCUUUAACUUCUGUCCAUCCUGUAUAUGUGAAUACUGUAGGUAAGAACUUCAUUAUGAUCUCAUGUGAUAUAGUUUGAAGUUUAUAAAUGUAAGCCCUUUGUUAAAUUUAGUUGAAUAAUUCUCAUUCUGGCCUGGAA